Anoplophora glabripennis (Asian longhorned beetle) is the source of this 1082-nucleotide messenger RNA. RefSeq names its product aprataxin and PNK-like factor. Gene Ontology annotation, molecular function: DNA-(apurinic or apyrimidinic site) endonuclease activity; 3'-5' exonuclease activity; protein binding. The transcript is spliced from 3 exons. Bases 105 to 1082 code for a protein of 325 amino acids. Gene Ontology annotation, cellular component: nucleus; site of double-strand break. The record is from RefSeq and is a predicted model, not a curated record. NCBI's taxonomy places the organism in Eukaryota, Metazoa, Arthropoda, Insecta, Coleoptera, Cerambycidae. Gene Ontology annotation, biological process: double-strand break repair.
UCCUAUCCUUUUCACGGGUCUUAUUUAUUUAGUCAUAUGAUAAGAACCGUUCGGAUUCGGAACCGGAUUUUAUGGGAACCAAAACAAAGCUGUAAUAGUAUAAUAUGACUUUAUUGAAAAUUUUUUCUUUGGGAGAUGUAAAAGAGGAAGAUGCUUUUGUUUUAUCAGAAGGACAACAUGUAAUUGGAAGAGGCGUUUUAAAUUGUUAUGAUAAAAGAAUUUCCAGGAAACAUGCAUUAAUUAAAAUUUGCAACAAUACGGUGACCAUUAAAGCAAUACAUGUAAACCCAUGUUUUUUUAAAUCUGCUAAUGGAAGUAAUGUAAUGAUAUUACCUAAAGAUGCUUCUGUUGUGUUGAAUCAAGGAGAUCAAUUUGCUUUUCUUGCCAGCUUUUUUUGGUUUAAAGUAAAAGUUAUUAAAGAUGAUAAAAGAGUUGAUUUCACAAGUGAAAUUGUGCAGGAUGUAGCUAUUAAAAAUAACAUUGACCAUCAUUCCCAUAAAGUUGAAGCUAUAAAUUCUGUAGAUGUGGAUAUUAAUUAUAUCUCAUCCAGAGUUAAGCGUAGUCACAAUGACGAAAAUUUAAUUACAAAGCGUCGUAAAAUAUCUUGUAAAAAUAUAAAUAGUACAAAACAAAUUAACACAUCUUCUGAUGAGUUAAUUAGACCUAGUACAUCUGUAAAUUAUUCAUUUUAUACUCCACCUAAAGUGAAAACUGAGAGUCUGGCCCAAACUAUCGUUGAAGAUUAUGUCAAUCAAAAUGAUACAAAUGUAUCCCAAGAGAUAAAAGAAGGAAGUUCCUGUACUGAGAAUGGAAAGGGAUGUAGUUUUACGACAAAAACAGAAAUAUUAGAUAACAUUAAAAUAGAAAGUAAUAGUAUAAAAGCCAAUGACCUUGGUGUAAAUAAUCAUGUUUUGGAAAAUGACGAUAUUGGUAAAGGAACUACUAAUGACCAUAUACAAAAAAUACCGAGUGGUGAAACUUCUUGCACUAAAAAUAAAAAUACAGCACCUUCCAGUAUGAAUAACGGGAAUAAAAAUUAUAAAAGGCCAAGAUGUUGGUAUGGAUAUAGCUGUUACAGGUAA